CAACAAAAGUUCUUAGAAUGCAAAGAAGGCACAUGCGCUGUUCUUGAAGAUGAAAUAGAAAACAGAAUAGAUGAGCUAUUAAAGGACAAAGAACUUUUACAUAAAUAUGGUUGCGCCAAAUUUGACAUAACUCCACCAGAGAAGAAGAAGAAGAGAGAAAAGAAAGAAAAGAAAGUAGAAGAAAAGAAAGUAGAAGAAGAGAAGAAAGAACCAGAGCCAGUUCCAGAGAAAAAGAAAUUUGACAUGUAA
Molecule: messenger RNA, 249 nt
Organism: Trichomonas vaginalis G3
Lineage: Eukaryota; Parabasalia; Trichomonadida; Trichomonadidae
Exons: 1
Source: RefSeq, a predicted model, not a curated record